CACUUCUACAAUAUAACUAGCACUACAAUUUAGCGAUGAAUGAAGACGAUCCACUGUCUCCCAUGAUAAAGAGCAGCGUGAGCUCCAUUAAGAAAGAAAUAGGGGUGGAGGUUCCGAGUCAUGCGCAGCGCAUCUUACGCAAACUCAAUGAGAUGCGCGCUAACUGCUAUCUUUGUGACACAGAACUCAUCUGCAAAGACCAAUCGUUCUACGUGCACAGAUCAGUACUGAGCGGAGGCAGUGCCUACUUCUCAGCUUACUUUGACAGAUGGUUCCCCAACGCUGAUGAGAAAAAGGUGGAACUUCAAAGUGUGGACCCCUCAGCUCUGUCAGUCCUGCUCGACUUCCUCUACUCAGGAGUCCUGAACAUCAACACCAGCAACAUGUUCGAUAUAUUCGUAGCUGCCGAUACCUUGCAGGUAGAAGAAGCGCGCCACGUGUGUAUAACAAAGUUACACGUGCAUCUCAACCCUGACAGCUGUGUUGAUAUGCUCAACUUUGCCAUGCACUUCUUCCUUCAUCCCCUGGCUGAAGCUGCUAUCAAUCUUAUCGCCACUGAACCAUUAGUAUACAACACAGAGUCCAGGAACACGAGUCUGACAGACGGCUCGUGGGCGGAGAUACAGACCUGGAUCAGGAGAAACAGGAUGGUGGUUAACCCUUACAAUGUUACUUACAACUUACUACAGAUACGUCCCGGAUCAUCCACCAAACUUAGAGAGAUCUUCUGUGGCAUGAUAGAUGAACGAACAGAGGGGCUGAUGUCCGCCCAGGUGUUACCUACAGCUUUAUCAAUUCUAUCUGCUGCUCGAUCCAACAUUGAGACAAAAGGAGAGGUCACCAGCAACGAACCGACCUGUAGCUCCUCAAGUACAGAUCAUACUGAGACCUCCUCACUGGAGGACCUGGCCAGCAGAGCACAUAUCAUGAUACACUCACUUCCUGCUGACUCAGACCAGACACAAGACCCACACAGAGGGUCCAGUAAAACUGAGGUACCAGAGAAUGUGACUACAUCUCUGCAACCAGGUGUAAUUACUCCAGUGCCAACCCCCUCCUCCACUGAUAUCUGGUCUGAAGGAGCAGCUGGGGCUUCAGGGGCAGCUACAGGACCAGCAGCCCCACCAUACCGAGCCAGUCGACUGUGGACUAUCUCGUGUAACCACCCCGGUGGUUACUAUAGGAGACUGGACCAGGACCAGAGGGUGGUGAAGAAGCGCCGGGUGGUGGUUGAAGACACCAAACCACGGUGGGUAACCAAGAUAGUUCUGUUAGGAGGCUGCAACAGCACCACCUCCACCGUGCACACUAUAUUCCACAACAUCCAGCCCUUCAGCGUGGUGACAGGGGUGACAGUUGUCCGGGACAACUUGUCACAUGACAUCCUCCCUGAAGGGAAGAACAACGACGCUGAGUGGGAAGAGUGUGGGAGUUUGUCACAGCUGUGUUACGGGUGCGCUGCUACAACUGCUGGGACUAAAGCUUAUGUUUUUGGUGGGAAGGACGCUAAUAGCCAAUAUUUGGCUGAGUUCCAAGAGUUUGACAUGUCUACCAAUACCAGCAAGAGACUCGCUAAAGGACCACAACCUAAAGAAGAUGCUGUCGCUGUGAGAAUAGGCGAGGAUAUUUACAUAGUCGGAGGACGAAACAGCACAGUGCAACACAGUCAGUACAAAGUAGACAAAUACAACAUCCCCUCUGGGAAGUGGGAGUCGGUAUCACCAUGUUUCAAGAUAGGUUAUCAGGGUGCUGCUGCUGCUUGUAAUGGCUUGCUCUAUACUUUCUGUGGACAGCGGCCGCACGGCAAGGCAACAGACACAGUGAUGUGUUACAUGCCGCACAGCGACUCUUGGUCCCCACAACCGAAUGCCCCCACCACUAUGAACUCCUGCCAAGCUGCCACACUUCAGAGGAAGAUUUUCCUCCUCGCAACUGAAUACAAGAACCUGAUUCUGUACCAUUUCCAACCGGACCAACAACUAUGGACCAAGAUCAACAAAUGUGAGCCAUCUAUUAACGAACCCCAGAAUUUUUUCAUAAUGAACAGCGCAGUAGUAGCACACGAGGGGCAUCUCUACGUUCUCCUAUUCAUGUGCGAGGAUGUGGUGCGGGUUAUUCGGGUGCAACGCUUCAACAUCGGAACAGGCGAGUGGGAGAUAGUCUCAACCAAACCUGUUCCUGUACAAAACAGUGGUGUCGUGUUGAACAGCUUCAUAACUAAUAUCAAGCCUCUCUGUUGAAGAUCUGUGCUUGGAUGUUUGCGGAGUAGUAGUACGAGAUUUUGGGUGGUUCAUUCUCUAAACAUGACUACGGGCUAUGCUGAAAUCGAUUUUAUGAAGUUCUUAUCUUCUUGUAGGGCAUUUUUAUUUGCAUGAAUUUGUAAUUAUUUAUAUCUAAAUAAAGUGGCUUUUUUCGACUGAUUUUCUUUCACGAAGUUUUUAAAAGAUCUAUGUAAAAUGAAUACAGGGAUAUAUUAUAUUAUAUAAUAGUAUGAGCUGAACAUGACAAAAAAUGUUGCUUUAUUUUAUAG
Bolinopsis microptera is the source of this 2530-nucleotide messenger RNA. RefSeq lists its product as uncharacterized. The record is from RefSeq and is a predicted model, not a curated record. NCBI's taxonomy places the organism in Eukaryota, Metazoa, Ctenophora, Tentaculata, Lobata, Bolinopsidae. The transcript is spliced from 9 exons. Gene Ontology annotation, molecular function: protein binding. The coding region runs from base 36 to 2240 and encodes 734 amino acids.